AUGUUAGAACAUUUCUUUGAAUGCUAUUUCGAUCUAAGUGGUCUUAUUCUGUGUCCCGUGCUAGGAAGCAUUAUGAUUCUUUUCAUUCCAAAUUCAAGAAUACGACUGAUACGAUUGAUUGGUCUGUGCGCUUCUCUUAUUACUUUUUUGUAUUCCCUUGUUCUUUGGAUACAAUUCGAUCCUUCUACGGCCAAAUUUCAAUUUGUGGAAAGCCUUCUCUUGCUUCCUUAUGAAAACAUCCAUUUAGUUAUGGGUAUAGACGGUCUCUCAUUAUUCUUCGUGAUAUUGACCACAUUUCUGAUCCCUAUUUGCAUUUUAGUGGGUUGGUCUGGUAUGAGAAGUUAUGGGAAAGAGUAUAUUAUUGCAUUUCUCAUUUGUUCAUUUCUAAUGAUCGCCGUGUUCUGCAUGCUGGAUCUUCUACUAUUCUAUGUUUUUUUCGAAAGCGUGCUAAUCCCUAUGUUGUGCGGAGCUGAGCAUCUUCUAUUCGCUGGGCUCAUUUCCUCUGCAGGGGCCUUGUGCAGUAAAGCCCCUAUGGGCGGUCCUCCGUCGUCGUAAAGUAGUAAAGGUCCCCGCGAAGCUUUCGGGAAGAGGGCUAGUCUUGUGUGUAAGCAUAGCAUUUCUGGUCGAACCACCGAACCACACAUCUUUUUUUGGUGGGAGGGUACUCCGAGUAGUGGGUACCUCGUAGGACCUCGACCCGCCUACUCGGGUCUUGUAUGGAUAUGCAGGAAGGGGUGCUCCUAGGUCUGUGUAGGGGGUGUCUUUGUUCGCGAGAAUGGAUUCCUCGUCAAGUCAGGGGGGUGUGGACACACUUGCGCGAAUUCGGGUAAGGGCUACAAGGGAUAAAAAGAAAGGGACGAGCGAUAGCGACGUGGCCGACCAGGGAUGGACGUAAACUCGUAAGCUACCGAGGGUAGGGAUAAUCGUCCAGGUCUUCUUGUUAAACAAAGCGCCCCGCCACAGCAGGCAGGUUGCUUCCUCUGUCGUCGCCGGGGAGCUCUUUGCGAGUAGACCUUAGGAGUUCUUGCUAAAACUAAGGGAGGGGAGGAUCGACCCGUUCAGUAUAAUUCCGAAGAAAGACUGUUGGCGUGGAGACAGAUCUUUGGCCCCCUUCAAAAGAAAUGCGGGCAGGGUAGAGCUCGGGAGAGGGUUCGAGAAUAGGGUAGGGUCUUGUCCUAAAGAUGAAGAUCAAAAAAGGGGGGGGUCCCGCAUGCAUCUCCGUACAAGUGGAGGCCGGAAAGAUCAAGAUCAAACAAUUGAACCGCUCACAUCACAGUAGUCGUAGUUGCGUAAAGGCCGUCAGUCGGGGGCCCACGGAGCGGUGCUAUGCCUUUCACUGAUCUCUCUCUCUCUAUCUAUAUCUAUCUAGAGAGAUCUGCUGCGUGAGCAACCCGACUGUGCGUUACAUGUGCUCUACAGGCCGCACUCAUCUUCCCAACGACAACGAGCCAUUUUUUUUCUUUCUUGGCGGGUUGGGUGACGGUCGGGCCCCCUACCACUAGUCCGGCUAGCUAGUGAGCGGUUCUUUCGGGCGGGAAGCAGGCCGGGCCCUACGGGCGGGCAUCUCCCGCUACGCAAGCUGCAUUGUUCGCCAUCACCCGAGAAGCAAAAGAAAAGAGAGUCAAGGCGAAAAAGACAAGCAUAGCAUAGUGGUCUAAUGACAAGGGCCGACGUUGGAAGCUCGGGACGGAGCCGUAUGAAUAGGAAGUCUCACGUACGGUUCCCUGAGAAGGGAGUGGCUACCCACUUCCGCUUCGACCAAGCACCACCGGUCAAUUCCGCUUUGGGGCCACCCCUUACUCUACCAUUAUAAUUGGGGUAUGGGGUUCGAGACAAAGAAAGAUCAAGGCAGCAUAUCAGUUUUU
Molecule: messenger RNA, 1865 nt
Organism: Zingiber officinale
Lineage: Eukaryota; Viridiplantae; Streptophyta; Magnoliopsida; Zingiberales; Zingiberaceae
Product: NADH-ubiquinone oxidoreductase chain 4-like
Exons: 1
Coding region: 1-555 (184 amino acids)
Biological process (GO): ATP synthesis coupled electron transport; aerobic respiration; electron transport coupled proton transport
Molecular function (GO): ubiquinone binding; NADH dehydrogenase (ubiquinone) activity
Source: RefSeq, a predicted model, not a curated record